UAAAUGUGACUUGAACAGCGCGAGCAUGGCUUUCCCUGGUAAUAUAAAUAUCCGAAAAUUUGAGAAUAUAGGGCGAACUGAGUGUAUUUGUGUCUGUGUUAAACCAAAUGUUAAAUUAAAACAUUAAUUUUUGUGGCUGAACGACAUUUGCGACAUAAAAUCGACUCAGUUUACGGUAUUCACCACUCCCCGGUGUGUGUGCGUGAAUAAUCUAUUGACCGAAUUGGUUACGCGUGCGAGUGAAUAAGAACAAAUUUGUGACGCUUGCAAAAAAAAGAAAAAAUAGUGAACGCGUAGCAGAGCUGCGCUGUAGCAGAGCCCCAACACACACGCACACAAGCUAGCAAAAGUGAACUCUACAAUUUAAUUGCAAUAAACAAAUCAAUAAAUAGAAUUUUUUUUGCAUAAAUCAUUAGCUGGUGGUGAAGAGUGGAUAAAAAUGCAUCAGUUUAACACAACGCGCAUGAGUUGAAGUGCCAGCAAGCAGUCGCAGCGCUGCUUCAGCAGCAGACAUCGACGCUGACGCCGCCAUAGGUAUGCUGCAGUAAGCAGAGCAGCACGCCGCGACAGCGACAUCGCCAGCAGAAACGUAACGUUUGCCAAAGAUUAGUUACAUUAGUUACAUAGAGUUCGAUUGCACAAUCAAACAAAGAGUAUCAUAAAUCUCAACUACAGAAUGACAUCCCGACUCGAUCGUCUUUUCAUAUUACUCGAGUCCGGCUCCACGGCUGCCACACGACAUGCGGCUGCCAAGCAGAUUGGAGAGGUGCAAAAACUAUAUCCACAUGAACUGCACGCACUGCUCAACCGGCUCGUGGGUUAUUUGCACAGUGCCUCGUGGGAGACGCGUAUUGCGGCCGCACAGUCGGUGGAGGCGAUCCUGAAGCAGGUGCCGCCCUGGCAGCCGGAACUGCAAAUGAAUCUAAAGAAGGAGCGCCAAGCGAGCGAUGCCACCGAGGAGGACAGCUGCCAAUCGAAUGCAUCAUCGUCCACAACAACAACGCCGUGCAGCGAGCGUCUGCUCAGCUUUGAUGAGUUUGAUCUACAGCAGAUUCUGUUGAAGGGCGCACGUCUAAUUGGCUCUGAGGGCAACGAGUUUGAUGUACAAGAGGAGCAACCGGCCAGCGGUGGCGGCGAAGAGGAUCAAAAUGUUGCGGCUCGUUUGAUUCGCCAGCGUGCACUCCUCAAUGACAAACUGGGACUGACCACCGCCGCCAAGCUGGGCGUCAAUCUGACUGACAUGAUAACCGACGAGGAUGUGGCUUUGACUCGCAGUGGCACCAGCUACAAUGUCAAUGCCGAGAAGAUGCCUGUGGAGCACAUACUGAACAUUAAGUCGGCAAAUGGUGGUGGAGUAGGAGGAAGUACCGCUGUUACUGCCAUAGGUCAAAAGCUCAGCUGCCGUGAAAUGAAUCGGGCCAAACGCAAAGCACGUCAAGGCAGCUCCACUGGCGCCGCCUCCACAGUCACGCCCACCUGCAGUCGACGCAACUCAACAGCUGGCGUCACCGUCAGCGCCGGCGCCGGCAGCAACAGCAGCGGCAGCAGCUGCAGCAACAACAGCAACGGCGCAAGCGCAGCCGAUGAGCCGGAGAAGAAGAAACUGAAGGCGAACAUGGCAGACAGACAUGAAAUAUUCUACUGUUUAAAUGCCGCUGUGCCGGAUGCGACGGGCUCAUGGGUCGACGCCGUCUCCUGGCCACUGGAAAACUUUUGUGCGCGUCUUUUUAUUGAUCUCUUUCAUGCCAAGUGGGAGGUGCGUCAUGGAGCGGCCACCGCGCUGCGUGAGCUCAUCAAUCAGCAUGGCAAGGGGGCGGGAAAGUGUGCACAUCAGAGCCCGGAGCAAAUGCACGAGGCGCACAGUCGAUGGCUGGAGGAUGCAGCGCUUCGAUUGCUCUGUGUACUGUGCCUGGAUCGAUUUGGUGACUUUGUUUCCGAUCAGGUUGUGGCACCGGUGAGGGAGACUUGUGCCCAAGUGCUUGGCACCCUCGUCAAGGCCAUCGAUGAGCCCAAAGUGCAUCGCAUCGUGGACAUUUUGCUGCAGCUCAUACGCCAUAAGAACGAGUGGGAAGUGCGUCAUGGUGGUCUGCUGGGACUCAAGUAUGUGUUCGUGGUACGUGAAGAACUGCUGCCCAUUUACCUGCCCAAAUCCAUAUCGGACAUAUUGCUCGGUCUGCUGGAUGCCGUCGAUGAUGUGGGUGCUGUGGCGGCAGCCACAUUGAUACCAGUGGCCAUGUGGCUGCCAAAACUACUCAAUGCCACGCAGGUAUCGUCAAUUGUGAAAAUGCUGUGGGACUUGCUGUUGGAUCAGGAUGAACUAACCUCGGCCUGCAACAGCUUCAUGGGUCUAUUGGCGGCUAUACUCUGCCUGCCCAAAGCUGCCAGCUGGAUACAAAUGGAGCCCAUUGGUACAUUAGUGCCACGCCUGUUCCCAUUUCUGUCACAUAGCACCAGCUCGGUGCGUCGCUCCACGCUGAAAACGCUGCUCACCCUGACGGGCAGUGGAGACACCACUGUGAUCAAGCGGGAGGCAGGCGAGGUUAAGCCGGAGCUGGAGAAAUCGAUAGCCAAUGGCAAGGAGGAAACACUGAAGAUCAACUUUGGGGUCGUUGACUGGAAUUGGCAGCUGUUGCAGCAGGCUCUGCGUCACAUCUAUCAACGUUUGCUGGUGGAACCGCAGGCGGACAUACAGACGCUGGCCCAUCAGGUGUGGUCCAAUGUUAUCCAAUAUGCGGACUUGGGUGCGCUUUUACAUGCCGCCUGUCCGCAUGUCUCAUCCUGGAUAUGUCUGGCCAUGCAACCGCCACGACUGGCCUUUGACCCAGCUGUCCUUAUCAGAGCUGUCGGCGGCAACGAUGCGGCAUCAACGGCAUCCAGUACGCGUCGUCGUACGUCGCGAAUUGGCGAUGAUUUGGGCGGUGCGGCAUUGGCCCACUCGAAUGCCAUGCUGAAGUUAUAUUUGGGCGGCAGUGAGGCGACGCCACUGGAGCUGCGAGAGGCGAACUUUAUGCGUGCCCGCAUCACAGCCUCGAGAGCGUUGGGCGCACUCUCACACUACCUGGUGCAGCCGGCACCGGGCGUGCUAUAUACGCCACAAAUGGAGAGUCCCACGGAUUGCUAUACAAAGGUGUUGCUGGGACACUUGAAUGCCCGUUCGGCGGUUCAGCGCAUCGUGUGUGGUCUGAUAAUUGCCUUUUGGGCGCUCGAUGAUGAGCCUGUGCGACCGGGUCCGCCUAAUCUGCAGGAGAAGCUGCAUCAGUGCGUGUCGGAGUAUUUUUACUACGACGAAGUGGCCAUGUCGCUAACUCGCCUGCUGCAGGAGGCACAGGACUUUAUAGCGACGCUAAAGCAAAACAAAAUACCCAUCAAUGAUUUCAAUAAUGCCAAGAUCCUCACGCUCGAUCAGAUCGAGGCGGUGGCCACCACACUCAGUGACAAUCUGCGUAGCUAUGCGCUCAAACCCAAGGUGAUGGACAUGCUGCUGGAGCGAAGACGCAGCCUGCAGGCUUCCUAUCAGCAGACAACCAGUGAACAGGGUGCCUACCACGUCAGCGCCCAGGCUGCAUUGGCCGGUGCCAUCUGUGCCCUCCACUGUCUGCCUGACAAGCUGAAUCCCGUUGUGAAGCCACUCAUGGAGUCGAUCAAGAGGGAACAGUGCGUUCCUCUGCAGCAGCUGUCCGCUGAGUUUCUGGUGCAUCUCAUGGACCAAGUUUGUGAUAGAAAUCCUAGUCCAAAUAACAAAAUCUUGAACAAUCUGUGCACGUUGCUGCGCAGUGACACGGAGCACACGCCCAAGCUCAAUAUACCGUUGCAAACAUUGCUGGAAACACGUCCCAGCGCCAACAUUUGUGACUACUACGGGAUUCUCACGCUCACGCAGCAACAACAGGCGGUAGGCAGCGUGUCGAGCAACAGCAGCAGCGCCAACAGUGGACGAGCUGGAGCUACGCCAUCGGCGACCGCACCACGUGGACCGGGAAGACCGCCGGCCAGUGAAGUUUUGGCCGCUGCGGCGGCAGCUGCGGCCAACAACGAGAUCAGCACUCAACAGGCUAAGGAAGCGGAAGCACGUCAGUGUCGGAUACAACGUUUGGGAGCCUCUAGUGCCAUAGCCAAACUCUGCAGCACGUUUGGCGAACGCAUUGUGGAAAAGGUGCCCAUCUUUCAGCAGCUGAUGUUCGGCAAGCUGGAGCAGUUUGUGUCCAGUGUGGAUGCAGAUACUUUGAUCAGCACGUUGCCAGAGCUGACGGCAUGCAAUGAGCUGAUCAGCUCGAUGCAACUCAUCGAAACGGCAUCGCCGCAUUUGCAUGAAGCGCUGCAUUCGCAAUUGUUUGCGCUGCUGCCACAGCUGGGAUUCAUUGUGCGGCAUCCGCUGAAGGUGCUGCGUCACAUGGCCGCCCGUUGCAUUGCUGCUCUGGCGGACAUUGAUGCAUGCCGCACCAUGCAGUUUGUGGUUACAGAGCUGCUGGAGCUAUUGCUCAAGAUUGAGCGACCCAUUGAACGCCAAGGUGCUGUGGAGGCAAUCGAACGUGUGGUGAAUCGAUUGCAAAUUCGUGUUGUGCCAUAUAUUGUGCUGCUGGUGGUGCCCCUGCUGGGCGCCAUGAGCGAUCCGGAUGAAUCUGUGCGACUGCUGGCCACGCACUCCUUUGCCACACUUAUUCAACUGAUGCCUCUGGACAGCAGCAGUGGUGAGAAUGCCAAGACUGCAUCAUCACAUCUCAAAAGCGAACCGUUGCUGGAGCGCAAGACACGUGAUCGUGAAUUCCUUGAUUAUUUAUUUGCGCCCAAAACCAUACCGGACUAUCAGGUGCCCGUGUCGUUAAGUGUGGAGCUGCGAAGCUAUCAGCAGGCGGGCAUCAAUUGGCUGUGGUUCCUCAACAAGUACAACCUGCACGGCAUACUCUGUGACGACAUGGGUCUGGGCAAGACGUUGCAGACCAUCUGCAUAUUGGCCGGCGACCAUGUGCAGCGCCAGGAGAAACAGCUGGCCUCGUUGCCCAGCCUGGUCAUCUGUCCGCCAACGCUGACUGGUCAUUGGGUCUACGAGGUGGAAAAGUUUCUGUCUCAGUCGCCGGUGCUGCGACCUCUUCACUAUUUUGGCUUUCCCGUUGGACGCGAAAAGCUGCGCAGUCAAAUUGGCAGCAGUUGCAAUCUUGUGGUCGCCUCAUACGACACCAUACGCAAGGACAUUGACUACUUUAGUGGCAUUCACUUCAACUACUGUGUACUGGACGAGGGACACAUCAUUAAGAAUGGCAAGACAAAGAGCUCGAAGGCCAUCAAACAGCUAAAGGCAAAUCAUAGGCUAAUCCUUUCAGGCACUCCCAUACAGAACAAUGUUUUGGAAUUGUGGUCACUGUUUGAUUUUCUGAUGCCCGGAUUUCUGGGCACCGAGAAGCAGUUCAUUCAGCGCUAUUCUCGCCCUAUUUUGGCAUCCCGCGAUGCCAAAAGCUCCCCCAAGGAACAGGAAGCUGGUGUACUGGCCAUGGAGGCGCUACAUCGCCAAGUGUUGCCAUUCCUGUUGCGUCGCGUCAAGGAGGAUGUGCUCACCGAUUUGCCGCCGAAAAUCACGCAAGAUCUGCUCUGUGAAUUAAGUCCACUGCAACUGCGACUCUACGAAGACUUUAGCAAUAAACAUUUGAAAGACUGUUUGGAUAAGUUGGACGAUACGGAGAAUCUCGGCACCAAAACGCACAUAUUCCAGGCUCUGCGCUAUCUGCAGAACGUGUGCAAUCAUCCCAAACUGGUGCUACGCCAAUCCAACGAUGAGCGCAGUAAUAUUGCCGCUCAGCUCGCCCUUAGCCAUAGUUCCCUGGACGACAUUGAGCAUUCGGCGAAGCUGCCUGCUUUAAAACAACUGUUGUUGGAUUGUGGCAUUGGUGUACAGACUGAGUCUGUCAGUCAGCAUCGUGCACUCAUCUUUUGCCAGCUGAAGGCCAUGUUGGAUAUCGUGGAGCACGAUUUGUUGCGCAAGCAUUUGCCCAGUGUUACCUACCUACGUCUGGAUGGCAGCGUGCCAGCCUCAAUGCGCCAGGAUAUCGUUAACAACUUUAACAGUGAUCCCAGCAUCGAUGUCUUGCUGUUGACCACACUGGUUGGCGGCUUGGGUCUGAACCUCACAGGAGCUGAUACAGUCAUUUUUGUAGAGCACGACUGGAAUCCAAUGAAGGAUCUGCAGGCCAUGGAUCGUGCGCAUCGCAUUGGCCAAAAGAAGGUUGUCAAUGUGUAUCGUCUGAUCACACGCAAUUCGCUCGAGGAGAAGAUCAUGAGCCUGCAAAAGUUUAAAAUACUCACCGCCAAUACGGUAGUGAGUGCUGAGAAUGCUUCGCUUCAGACUAUGGGCACGUCGCAGAUUUUCGAUCUGUUCCAACAACAACAAGGCAACAACAAAGCCCAGGGCAGCAACAGUGGAGCAGCGGCAACAGCUGCUGGCAGCGGUGGCAUGUCCAUGAACACCAUCAUUGAGAACUUGCCGGAACUUUGGUCGGAGCAUCAGUAUGAGGAGGAAUACGACCUGGGCAACUUUGUGCAGGCGCUGAAGAAGUAAAGCCGCUAAAGUUUUGUCCUCAACUAAGACUUGGCACCCACACAUACAAACUCACAAACAAAUACACAAAAACAAACACAUACACAUUCAGUUACACAAUGCAUUCACAUUCAGCUGAUGACGAUGAUGAUAAAGAGUUGAGUUUUAUUUUUAGUUUUUUAAGCACAUUCUUCAUUUUUUUGGAAUGUUUUCUUUUGUUCCUUUGUAGUAGUUGCAAGCGAAAUGCGUCGAAAUUCAUAAUAAAACAACAUUUGAAGUAAAAUUGAG
This is a messenger RNA of Drosophila innubila, 6814 nucleotides long. RefSeq names its product TATA-binding protein-associated factor 172 (gene Hel89B). The transcript is spliced from 7 exons. The record is from RefSeq and is a predicted model, not a curated record. Bases 677 to 6547 code for a protein of 1956 amino acids. Gene Ontology annotation, molecular function: ATP hydrolysis activity; TBP-class protein binding; DNA binding. NCBI's taxonomy places the organism in Eukaryota, Metazoa, Arthropoda, Insecta, Diptera, Drosophilidae.